AUGAAAGUGAUCAUUGGAAGUGUGAUCGUGCUGUUCCUUGUCUGUAUCGAGAUUGAUUCUAAUGUAACCGGCUAUGGUUACGAAAUGAUAUCCAACCGUCUAGAUUCACUGCAAGGUAUUGAGUCGGAGCUACUCACCUAUACAAACGACACGGUACAGCAGUUAACAAAAAUGGUACACCUGCUGACCCGGCUUCAGAUAAAUCCGGGCAACACCAACGCGCCUUCUACACCGGGAUCGGUUGGAGCGACCUGUCGGGAAGUUCCGAGCCGCGUGUCCGGCAUCUAUCGUAUCGAUCCGGACCAUCCCUUCCACGAGCCGAUGACGGUGCUGUGCGAUCAGCAGUACGAAGGUGGUGGUUGGACCGUGAUCCAACAGCGUAUGGAUGGUUCGGUGAACUUCUUUCGUGACUGGAAAGACUAUAAGAAUGGUUUUGGUACACUGCACGGAGAGUUCUGGUUGGGAUUGGAUCAGAUCCAUCGAUUAACGAACGUAGCUCCGCACGAACUUGCCGUUCUGUUGGAAGAUUUUGACGGCGUGAAAGCGGCAGCACGGUAUCAAAAGUUUCGAAUUGGUGCAGAAACCCUCAAUUAUGCUAUACUGGAGCUGGGAGCUUGUAACCCUUGUGGGGCUGGUGAUGCGAUGCGUAUUCACCUGAACGAAAGCUUCUCAACGUACGAUCAUGAUAAGAGCAAGGCACCGUUCAACUGUGCCGCCGCGUUCAAAGGUGGCUGGUGGUUUUAUCGAUGCCAUCGGUGCCACCUGAAUGGAGAUUACCUUCGCGGCAAGCUAACCGAAGCCCAGGAUUCACACGGCCUCAUGUGGAUGGACUUCCGAGGUGAUAAGUAUUCCCUUAAGAAAACAACGAUGAUGAUUCGACCAAUAAAGUGA
Molecule: messenger RNA, 891 nt
Organism: Anopheles marshallii
Lineage: Eukaryota; Metazoa; Arthropoda; Insecta; Diptera; Culicidae
Product: ficolin-2-like
Exons: 2
Coding region: 1-891 (296 amino acids)
Source: RefSeq, a predicted model, not a curated record